AUGGACGACGAAACGAGGAAGCGCGACCUCGACAGGUGCGGAUGGCUGACUUCAUGCUGGGACACAAUAGAAAGGGUUGAUGAAAUGCGCGAAAGCCCUAAAACCAGGGACUUCACCAUCCAUUGCGGCGGACGUGAGUUCAAGGUUCACAAGGAACUUCUUAGUCUCAGGUCCAAGUACUUUUCAAGAAUGUUCCACCACCCCUACCUGGAAACCCUCAGCAACAAGAUCGAGUUCCCCGACGACGACCCAGAUGCCAUCGCAGAUAUGGUUGAUUACAUGUACAGCACGUCCUUCUACCGUAUGCAGAUCGACCAAUCCUUCGCCGCCUUCAUCCACCGCUCCGCCCAGCUCUUCAUCAUCGCCGACAAGUACGAAGUUAAAAGCCUGCGUAGUACCGUCCUGGAGGCCUUUGAGUGGGCACUAAAGGCGCGUCCUCCGAAAGAUUGGUCUGCCACAGAGUUGCGCCAGCUAAUCAACAUGGUAUACGACUCGACCAUCCAAGGCAGCGAGCUCCGCCCGAUCCUGGUGAACGCACUGGGCAAUCCGCUCUUUGAUAAGCUGCUGGAUGGCAUGAGGGAAGGCCUUUAUGAGAGCCCGGACUUCCUCUACGAGCUGAUGUUGAGCAUGCGCAGCCACCGACUCGGUCCCCAAGCGAUGGUUUUCUUCAACGAUUACCCUUGCUUAUCUUUUUAG
Molecule: messenger RNA, 696 nt
Organism: Lasiodiplodia theobromae
Lineage: Eukaryota; Fungi; Ascomycota; Dothideomycetes; Botryosphaeriales; Botryosphaeriaceae
Product: BTB/POZ domain containing protein
Exons: 3
Coding region: 1-696 (231 amino acids)
Molecular function (GO): protein binding
Source: RefSeq, a predicted model, not a curated record